Molecule: messenger RNA, 4846 nt
Organism: Chiloscyllium plagiosum (whitespotted bambooshark)
Lineage: Eukaryota; Metazoa; Chordata; Chondrichthyes; Orectolobiformes; Hemiscylliidae
Source: RefSeq, a predicted model, not a curated record
UCUUCGCUUUUAAAUCAACAACAACAAAAUACAAGCGGUACCGGGACGUUAGGGGCCGGUUUGAGGCCUCCAAGCCGGGGACUCGCCUCUGAUGUGAGGAGGGAAAGAACCCGGCGAGGAUCCAGCGGUUACUGGGUGGCGACAUUUCCCCUCCCCUCCCCCUGCUGCCGCCAGGAGCAGAGAACUUGUGGCGGUGUGAAAUAUCCAGCAUGUCAAACAGCGCAAUCCCCCCGCGAUGGUUACAUUGUCCCAGGAGAGGACAACCAGUAGCAGGGAAGUUUUUGCCUCUGAAGACCAUGUUAGGAGCGAGGUAUGAUGAUCAAGUUCCUGAAGAGAAUCGAUUCCAUCCCAGUAUGCUUUCAAAUUAUCUAAAGAGUUUGAAGGUGAAUAUGGGACUUUUAGUUGAUUUAACGAAUACAAGCAGGUUUUAUGACCGGACUGAAAUAGAGAAAGAGGGAAUUAAAUAUGUUAAACUACAGUGCAAAGGACAUGCUGAGUGCCCCACCGAGGAGGUAACAAACAUGUUCAUUCGUUUGUGUGAGCAUUUCAUAAUGCAGCACCCCAUGGAAUUAAUAGGAGUACACUGUACCCAUGGCUUCAAUCGAACUGGAUUCCUUAUUUGUGCUUACUUGGUGGAGAAGAUGGAUUGGAGUAUUGAAGCAGCUGUUGCUACUUUUGCUCAGGCCAGACCUCCUGGCAUUUAUAAAGGGGAAUACCUGCAAGAGCUUUUUAGUCGCUAUGGUGAGGUUGAAGAUGCUCCUCCUCCACCAGAAAGACCAGAUUGGUGCUUUGAGGAUGACGAUGAAAAUGUUGACGAUGACGGAUGUAGGAUCAGUAAAGACUCGGAACCUGGGUCUUCAGGUUACAACCCAUGCAAAAGGAGGAAAGAGCGAAUUAAAUUGGGAGCAAUUUUUCUGGAAGGCUUGCAUGUUAAAGGAGUGAUGCAAAUGACAAUUCCAUCCAAGUUAUCAGAGAUCCAAAGAAAAUGUCAGCAGUACUGUGGAUGGGAAAGGGCAGGAUUUCCUGGAGCCCAGCCUGUUUCCAUGGACAAACAGAAUAUUAAAUUUCUCGAACAAAAGCCAUAUAAAGUCAGCUGGAAAGCAGAUGGGGUACGGUAUAUGAUGCUUAUUGAUGGCAAGGAUGAAGUGUACAUGAUUGACAGAGACAAUUCAGUGUUUCAUGUAGCAAACCUGGAGUUUCCUCUACGCAAAGAUCUGCGUCUUCAUUUGACUAGCACCCUUUUGGAUGGGGAAAUGAUCAUUGACAAAGUAGAUGGAAAACCUGUUCCUCGGUAUUUGAUUUAUGACAUAGUAAAGUUUAGUGGGAAGCCAGUUGGCGACUGUGAUUUUAAUGUUCGAUUGAGCUGUAUUGAGAAGGAGAUCAUUCAGCCACGACAUGAAAAAAUGAAGAGUGGGCAGAUUGACAAAACAAGGGAACCGUUCAGUGUUCGAAACAAACCAUUCUUUGACAUCCAUGCUGCAAGAAAGCUGCUGGAAGGAAGUUUUGCUCGUGAAGUCAGCCAUGAAGUGGAUGGACUAAUUUUUCAACCAACUGGGAUGGUGGCGAUACACGGUUUUCUUAAAUUUUUAUGCACAUCUUUACUUUGUGUUACGGGUUUCUGCAACUUCACCCAAACUAUUGUUUUGCAUAAAUACAAGCCUGGUCGGUGUGAUGAUAUACUGAAGUGGAAACCUCCAAGCCAAAAUUCUGUUGACUUUCGUCUGAAAAUAACUAAAUUUGGAGGAGAAGGCUUACUGACUCAGACUGUUGGACUACUAUAUGUUGGCAAUUAUGAACGUCCUUUUGCACAGAUGAAGGUAACCAAAGAACUGAAAAUGUAUGACAACAAGAUCAUUGAAUGCAAGUUUGAAAACAACAGCUGGGUUAUUAUGCGUGAAAGAUUAGACAAGAGCUUCCCAAAUUCCUAUGACACAGCUAUGGCUGUUUGUGGCAGUAUCACUAAUCCAGUUACGAAGGAAUUCCUGUUUGAGCUCAUUGAAAGGAAUCAGAUGCAAUCCCAAAGAGAGCCAAGGAAAAGGUCUCUGGAUAUGGACUCUGAACUAAUGCCUCCACCACCUCCAAAGCGACCAAAUCAUGCUUUUGUCCUGGCAUUUGCGGCACUCUGGAGAAGUGAAUUCCACAGAUUCAUGACCCUUUAAGAGAAGACCACUUCCAGUUGAAAAGCAGCGGAGUAAAUGAGUGGUUGAAUGAGCAUUGCCAGGAGGCAUUUGGAGCGUUGGAGGAGAAGAAAAUGUUUCCAUGAAAUUAUGAGGUUAGAUGAGGGAUAGCGUGUUUGUGAACCGAGUGCAGAAGAAAAAGAGUAUUUCUUUGAAAUUGGAAAUGAGGAUGCUGGACGUCAAAUACAGGAAUGUGACUGUCGGGGCAAUCUUUGAAAAAAUGAUUGUCUGGUUGCUCUGUUGAAAAUCCAAAUGUGACUUAGAUCAUUAAUCUUGGAAAACAAAGACAAAAAUUUAUGAAAUGAAGGUUUAUUUAAAAUUAACCAGAUGUUCCAGUUUUAAUUAAAAAGAAAUUGUGUGGACCCUGUUUCUGUCACCCUUCUUUACCACUGUUUGAACAACACCAGUCCAGUUGGGAUGUAGUACACUUUGUAGAAGGAGUUGAUGGCAAAUACAUUAGAAGUAGCAAAACUGAGCUAUGUGGGUGGGAAUAAUAGAAUGUUUUCUUUGGCGAAGGGCUGGAGGCGCCAGGUGAAAAGAUCUGGGGUCAGGCAACCUGAACUUGCCAAGAGUGAAAAGAAAAGUGUUGCAACUGUGUCUCAGCAGAGACUGCAUCAUGAGGUAAGGAUUCAAAAUGGAACUGGGUUGGGCAGGAAUUUGUAACAAUCUCUGGGAAGAGAGGCGGAUAGUAGAAAUAGGAAGGCUUGGGAGUGGUGAAGUUGUGGCUGGUUUGAAGUAGAUAGAGUUGCCUGGAAGAGAGCAGUCAGUGGAAUUCUAAAUAAUCGAUUGCCCCAUUCUGACCAUCACCAAUGCUGCAGUACCUCUCCUUGCCCUGCACCAUCGGACUCGCUUACUCCUGUCCCCUCAGUAGAAUUUACUAAGUGGGGAAACAGCUGUUAGUGAGAAUUUAAAUCUUUGGUGGCUAAUUCAACUGCCACAAGAGAACUUGUUUAAACAGCUGCUUCAUAAUAAGGUUGUUGGGUCCAAAGGGGCAUUUAAAUGACUCUUGAAUGGGCACAUGGAUGAUAGUAAAAUGUAGAGUAUGUGGGUUAGUUUGAUCUUAGAGUAGGAUAAAGGGAUACAUGUGCUGUAUUGUUCUAUGUUCUAACUAUCAGAAUUAUGUAAUUACCUGUCCUGAAUAAGUUGCAACUAGGUUAGAUGACAGACUUUGCAUGCUGUGGCCUUUCAGAGCAACAACAUGCAGAGGAAUUUGUUCAGAGUGUGUGCUCUGAGCUAAGUAUUUAAUGAUGUGGUCAUUGCUGUAUACAUUGCUGUAUGUGGUCAUUUAAGUUCAUGACAUCAGAUUUUCAUCUCCAUUUCUAAUAUAGAUUUGUGACAUUCUAUUUUGUAUGUGAAGAUUGAUGAAUUAGAGUGCUGGAUUACCAAAUAGGUAUUCAUUCCUUCAAAAUGUCCUAACCUGCAUACAAAUCUGUUCUUUACUUGAUUCUCUAUUUUGCUGGAAUUGGAACAGUUACGACUUAAAAUAAUCAGGUGUCUUAUUACUUAGGAAAUGUAGUCACAAUUUCGAUGCGGCACCCUCUGUUUGGAGAAACAAUAGCCUGGACUUUCUGACAGAUGAUAAUAGUUUCUGAAGUGUAGAUAGGAAUUGCACGUGGGAAUCUUGCAGAAUCCCCACCAUAGCAGAGUCCAAAGGAAUAGCCCAGGAAAUUGAAGAUUCAGUUGAGUGAAUCCCCUGUGCCUGGAACCCUUUGAGAGUAUACAUCAAAAUUCGAGAAUUUAGUGUGUUCCACUGCAGUUAACUAAAUAGUUAUUCAGACUAGGUUAUUCUAUUAAAUAUCUAGAAUAACUCCUAGUAACUACUCAAUUAACCCAUCCAACGUACUACAAUUCCCCAGUUAUGCCUCCCUGAGAUCCCUAAAAACUUGCCAGGCCCAGUCCUGAUACCUGACCCUCCUCUCCUCAACCCAACAUAUUAUUUCUAGCCCCACUAGCAGACCCGCUAUUCAUCCCAGGAUAUGAUAUGUCAUGCCCAGGCUCUUUGCUUGCCACCAGACCUGAUGCCACCCACCCACCCUGACCUAACCAUACAUUCAACUACUCACCUAGCACUCUUGCCACCCUGCACCCCGGCUCUCUGUUCAACUCUCAUGCUAACUCCUGGCACCCUAAUCCCAGCCUCUAUCCAUAAUGCCCUACCUAUCUGCCUUAACCUGCUUCCUGGAGAUAGAGCUGUGUGUGCUCUCCAUUUACUAAUGCAGUCACGUUAUCUUAUUCUUUUCCUGCUUUCUGCUAUCCAGUGGUACCCUACACACCUGGCACUGCAACCCAAUCCACCUGGCAUCCUGACCAAACACUUAACUGACUACAGUGAAAAACCCAGUGUGAUUUGUCUUCCCCUGACUGUUCUAUACAAUGAGGGACCUGUCAGAGUGGAAGUAUGGCUCCAUAUUUCUGAAGGAUCUCUAAUCAGAAUCUUUGAUUUUUGUAAACAAGGCAACCUGUGUGAGAUUGCCACACCUUGGAAAAUCCUGCCCAUCUGUGGAAUGCAGAUUGUCACGAGAUGUGGUGGUAUGUGAUCCUCAAAUGAAUUCUUCUGUAUAGCAAAUCUGUUCAUAUAUUUGAAGAGUACCACUAUACAGAUAAUCAAGUGUUAAAGAAAUGUAGUUUCUCUAUAUAAGUUGCCAGCAAAAUAAAUUCUGUCAAUAUGC